Messenger RNA from Protopolystoma xenopodis, 681 nucleotides. Lineage: Eukaryota; Metazoa; Platyhelminthes; Monogenea; Polystomatidea; Polystomatidae. The record is from the annotation of a GenBank genome assembly.
AUGGCUUCUGGUUUUGACAAAGCCUAUUACAUGACAGGCGAAAGUUCAGCAUCUGUAUCGCAGACCUAUGAGUACAAAUCUUCUUCGCACAAUGUAGCAGUAACUAAUCGAAGGCAAUCAAUCUCUUUCGGUGUCAGCAUCACGUCAUCACUGCCACAUCGGCAUUGCUCGCCGCAUUGUCCUGUCACAAAUGUGCUCACUAGUGGUACUACCUCAGGUGGAGGUGCUCCCGUGAUUUCGAGGCGUCGUUCUCGGGGAAGACAGUCUAGAACCAGACGACAGUGUCGUGAUCCAGACAUCACACAUGCUGCCGACUCCUCAACAACAUCCAUAAAUCGGCGAAACAGGCCUGAGCGUAGUCGAAGCCUUCAUGGCACACGAAGACGUGAAAGCCGAGAUAGUCGAGGCAGAAAUCGAAACAUCUCCUCAUUACGUCAAGUAGGUGAAAAUUCUGCUAACAAGUCUGGUGGUGUAACUCGAGUCCAUGGUUCAGAAGCGUCACGGCCAAGAAGUCGUGGGAAACUGAGCUCACGACCAGCCCGCUUGCCGAAAAAAACGAAUGGAAGUGUUUCAGAGACUGGACCCAGCAGUAAUACCAGAUCAACGAAAAAGGCUAGAUGUCAAGAUGCCCGGCAAAAGAGCCCUCCUAGCAAAGGUUCGUAUAAAUAUUGUUCGCAUUAA